Dendronephthya gigantea is the source of this 1836-nucleotide messenger RNA. Its product is annotated as store-operated calcium entry-associated regulatory factor-like. Gene Ontology annotation, cellular component: endoplasmic reticulum membrane. Lineage: Eukaryota; Metazoa; Cnidaria; Anthozoa; Malacalcyonacea; Nephtheidae. Bases 103 to 1227 code for a protein of 374 amino acids. The transcript is spliced from 12 exons. The record is from RefSeq and is a predicted model, not a curated record. Gene Ontology annotation, biological process: regulation of store-operated calcium entry.
AAGCGAUAUAAUAUCUUGUUCAUAUCCAAACUCUUUUAAAUUUUCAAACCGUAUAAAAACUGUUCUAUCUUAAUUGUAUGACGAAAAUUGUAUAUUUCUAGUAUGGAUUCUCGACGAAAUACAUUUUUUCUACUUCUGUGUAUAAAUUGUCUCCUUUGGAACCUAAAAUUCGUAGUCGGUUCUGAUAGAGUUCAAAUCCGUAACGUCGAAGUAUUAACCCUGUAUCAAGGUAAAAUGACCACGGGAAGAAGAAGCACUCCCGUUCUUCAGUUGAGAUGCUCUGGUGGAUCUGCGGGUUGUUCUGCUUUUGUCCCACAAGUUGUGCAGUGUUACAACAGAGGCUGGGAUGGCUAUGACGCCCAGUGGGAAUGUAAGACAGACAUGGAUAGCAAGUACAGAUUCGGCAAGAUUGACGUGAACUGUGAGGGAUAUGAUUAUCCGGAUGAUCCCUAUAUUCUUCGAGGAUCGUGUGGGUUGGAAUAUACUAUCGAAUUAACGGAAGAGGGGAAUGCUAAAAAACAAGGAUGGUCAAAUUAUCACGGAUACGACAAUUAUCAAGGUGGAUAUCGUAAAAGGUAUAACAGUUCCAGUGGUUUCGGUGAACUGGUCAUGUUCAUUGCUAUUGCCGUCAUUUUCUACAUGGUUUUCAAGACAUGUACAUCUAAUCCACAUAUAGAUACAGAGGCAACUGCUCCUCCUUAUAACCAGGAUCCGAACAACAUGGGAAGGCCAGGUCCAAGUGCCCCGCCGCCACCUUAUGGACCAGACCCUCCCGGCUUUAAGCGAGAAUAUACACAAGGUCACACAGCCCCGCCUCCAUAUCAGGAACCUGGAUACCGUAACGAGUACACACAAGGUGCCGCUGGAAGUACAACAACUGGAUCUGCUACGAACUCAAAUGCUGGAUUUUGGACCGGUGCUGCUACUGGAGGUCUGCUUGGAUACUUGUUCGGCGGACGAACGAGAACAGGCUACCAUUACAAUCCCUAUAACAACAGAGGAUGGGGUGGGGAUUGGGGCGGUGGCUGGGGAUCAUCCUAUCAGUAUUCACCUCGAAAUUCAGGCGGAUUUUUUGGGAAUUGGUUCGGAGGAAGCGGAUCUUAUCGACCUUCCCAUAAUUCCUAUGGUUUCUCGUCUUUUGGCGGCUCGUCGUCAUCGUCAUCGUCAUCGUCACCAAGCAGUGGAUCUCGGACCACUUCAGGAAUGGGUGGAACCUCAAGGCGAUGACUCAUUAAAAAUAUUUGUUAUAUCAGUUAUAUAUAUAUGCUAGUUUGUAGAUACAGCACGAAAAUUUGCACUGAUGGAGAAUCAGGGUAUAUUGCCUUUAUAUAUGUUGUCUUUUUCAUGUUGCCUAUUGCUUGACGUUUUUAGCUAAAUAAUACAAGGUGCGUGAUGUAUGAAUAUCAUACUUCCAUGUGUGUGCAGUCUGCAACGUCCGAUUUGUUGCGGAAUUUAGGUUAAAGCAUGGUUGAGUACACCAAUCAUAAUCACGCGUAUGCGCAAAUAUAUAGUGUUAUGGUUAUAAAUUGUAUAUGUAUUGUUAAAGAAAUUGUUAAGUAAUGUUAAUAGUGUAGUAUUAUAUAGCAUAGGAAAUGGAGGUUUUGAGGUAGCACGUUGUAGCAACCGCGAAACUAAUGUCCCACAUAAUAACGUAAGCGGACGCAAGUGUGGGUUGUAGUGGAGCGAAAACCAAAGAAAAACAUCCUGUAGUUCCGUAAGAGAUGCAUCAGGAAAUGCAUCAUUUUGGUAAAGCAUCCUAUUUUGUUAUUUUAAAUAUAUAGGUUAAAAUCACUGUUGUAAGUUACGGUUGUGUAUUAGAGCGUGAAUUGUUGUGAA